Molecule: messenger RNA, 4096 nt
Organism: Oppia nitens
Lineage: Eukaryota; Metazoa; Arthropoda; Arachnida; Sarcoptiformes; Oppiidae
Gene: Wnk
Product: serine/threonine-protein kinase WNK-like
Exons: 3
Coding region: 418-3771 (1117 amino acids)
Biological process (GO): positive regulation of potassium ion import across plasma membrane; intracellular signal transduction; monoatomic ion homeostasis
Cellular component (GO): cytoplasm
Molecular function (GO): protein serine/threonine kinase activity; chloride channel inhibitor activity; potassium channel inhibitor activity
Source: RefSeq, a predicted model, not a curated record
AUAUUAAGCAUAUUAUAAAGCAUUUGAUUGUAUACAACACAUACACUCAAACACACAGUGUAUACACAACAACAUCACUGACUGAUUGAUUGCUUCAGAGACUGACUAUCUGUGAGUCAAACAAUAUAUAUGAUAUAACCAUUGAAUUGAUCUGUUAAUUGAUCCGCCAAUUGAUCCACCAAUUGAUCCACCAAUUGAUCCACCAAUUGAUUUGUUGUUGUCAUCAUCCGAUUUGAAUACCACUAACCAUCACUAGACACACACACACACAUCAUCGACAAGGAAGUGAUAAUCAAUUGAUGGUUUGAAAAAAAAUAAAUCUGCAGACAAUUGAUGGCUAAUAAUAUCGUUAAAGACAUUGCGAUUGAAUUAUCAAAACAACAACAACAACGACAACAAUACCAGUGUUGACAACAAAUGUCACAAAAUGUGUGCUCAAACAACCAGACAUCAUCAUCAACGACAACAACAACAACUACACCAACAAACCAUUGUAACCACAAUAACCGAUUGGAGAAAGAGGAGGACAAUAGUGACCACAAACGGACUAAUAUUAUCUCUAAUGACAAACAAAUCGGCGACAGCAGUGGUCAACAACAACAACAUAAUUGUUUAGUUAAUAGUGAUAGUCAGGUAAAGGAGGACAUAGUCAUCAUAGGCGGCAACAGUAGCAGCACUUUCGGUAGUAGUGGUGGUGACAGUAGUGGCCAACAACCAGCCGUACAAUUGACUAAUUCGGCGUCCGAUAUGGUUCCGCUAGUGUCGUCCGCCAUCGCCGCCGCCACUACCGACAAUAACACAGUGGUGGCCAACGGUAAUACCAAUGGCAUGACAAACGGUGACACAAAUCAGUCGUCGUCGUCGUCAUCGCCGCUGUUUAAUGACAUUCAUCUCAUCGACGACAAGAACAACAUGAAGAACACUACUAUUAAUAAUAUUAUUAGUGAUAACAAUAGUGAUCAUCAUAUCAUCAGAAACAAUAAAUUCAUUAUUCGUAAACUAAAUACCAUCGAUGCUACUAAUGAGACCAAUUUAUGUGAUAAUAUUAUUAACAAUGAUUUAACAAUUGUUAAAAGUGAUGCUCAACAACAACAACAAAGUCAUGUCCACCACAAACAAGAAGAAGAAGUAGUAGAAGAAGAACUGCUGACUAAUCAUAGUGUCGAUAACAAUAGUGUCAACAAUGGCAACAAUAACAACAUCAGCGGCGGCGACAACAACAACACUGCCGUCAUCAGCAACACCGAGGAGGUGGCAGCGGUGGUGGUGGUGGCCAACAAAGAGGACAAGGAAGAGACAGAGGAGACCGAAGAAACACCGGACGAGGCGGCCGAAACGGCACAGGACUCGUCUCCCGAUGAUCGGUGGCUAAAAUUUGAAGAGAUUGGUCGCGGAUCGUUCAAAACCGUCUACAAAGGCCUGGACUCGCGGGAUGGUGUAGCUGUUGCCUGGUGUGAACUACAGGAACGGCUCAACAAGAACGAGAGGCAACGAUUUCGCGAAGAAGUGGAAAUGUUGAAAGGUUUACAACAUUCAAAUAUUGUCCGCUUUUUCGACUACUGGGAAGUAAAUACACCGAAACGUAAAUAUCUUGUUUUGAUUACCGAACUGAUGACUUCCGGAACGUUGAAAACCUAUUUGAAACGAUUCAAAAAAAUCAAUCAAAAAGUACUGAAAAGCUGGUGCCGACAGAUACUGAAAGGUCUGAAUUUUCUACACUCGCGUACGCCGCCGAUAAUACAUCGCGAUCUGAAAUGCGAUAAUAUAUUCAUUACGGGAACUACUGGAUCGGUUAAGAUUGGCGACUUGGGUUUGGCCACUUUGAAAAACCGAUCGUUUGCCAAAAGUAUUAUCGGUACACCCGAAUUUAUGGCACCCGAAAUGUAUGACGAACACUACGACGAAUCAGUGGAUGUCUAUGCGUUCGGUAUGUGUCUGCUGGAGAUGGCUACCGGUGAGUAUCCCUAUUCCGAAUGUGUUGGACCGGCACAGAUCUACAAGAAAGUAUCGUCGGGUACGCCGCCGUUAAGUAUAACAAAAGUCGAAACACCGGAAGUCAAACAGAUCAUCGAAAUGUGUAUACAAGUGAAGAAAGAGGACAGACCUACAGUGAAGGAUCUGCUGAAACAUGAUUUUUUCGAAGAAGAUACCGGUUUUAAGAUUGAAUUUUGCGAUCGGGAUCAAAGUGUAUCCAAUUGUGACUCAAAAGUCGAGCUCAGACUUCGCGUAACCGACGCUAAGAAACGAAAACAUAAGGAGAACGAAGCCCUUCAGUUCUACUUCGAUAUCGACAACGAUUCCGUCGAUGAUGUGGCCAAAGCUCUGGUUGAAACAGGCUUUCUGAGUACGGAAGACGAUGUCCGAGUGGUGGCCCAAUUGAUCCGCAAUAAUAUCUCCGUAUUGCUUAAAGAUCGGCAACAAUAUCUCCUCCAACAGCAACAGUCGGCAACUAAUCAGCAAAAGUCGACAAAGUUUGAGUUAAUACAGAAACUGAAACAACAGUACAAACACGCAGAAAAAAUAACAAACGCCAGAGUCGAUGAUGUAUUUACCGCUAUUAUCGAGAGACACGAAAGAGAGAGACGAGAGUUAGAGGAAAGACAUUUCCACGAAUUGAAUCUGUUUUUCCUGAAAAAGCAUCACUUGAGUAAUGAAAACAUUUCAAACGAUGACAAAACAAAUAGUAGUUCCCAAUCGGAGACAUCAUCGACAACACUGAGCGUCGCACAGGAAGCUCAUCGACCUCAGAGUCCAACAACGUCUCCCAGUUCUCCAAAUAAUGAAAGUCAAACCAGCAGUACAUGUAUAUCGACGACAAACCAAUUAAAUGAUGAGUUGUAUAAAAAAUUGGUUCAAAACCUGAAUCCUAAAGCACUGAUUGUUAAUAAUAAUAAUAAUAAUAAUAUUAAUAACAAUAAUAUUAUUAAUAAUACCAUUAAUAAUAAUAAUACAAAUAAUACUACAAAUAAUACCAAUAAUAAUACCAUUAAUAAUACCCUUAACAGCGAUGAUCUGCAUAUGGAAGAGCUUAACAAUAAGCUAAACAAUGUUUGUCCCACUUCUUCAUCUUAUAGUACCAAUGAUGGCACACAGCCAUCGUCUUCAUCAUCGGCAUCAUCGGGAACGGGAUGUGAUAUUAAUGUCAACAACAACAACAAUGCCAACAACAACAGUAGUGGUGGUGGUAAUCAACUAUCACUAACUGAAACUCAACAACAAUUAUUAAUAAGACGUUCGUCGAGCUGUAGUUGUAUUGAUAGUAAUGCAGAACUAUUGUCACCGAAAUACUGGUGUUUGACUAACCAGAAGAUUAGAUUAUCAGAUGACAAAUCAUCGGCGGCUGAUGUCGUCAUACCAGUUGUCGGUGACCAGUCAUCGUCAUCGUCGUCAUCCACAUUGGGUAUCAUCUAUAAGAAGAAUAAUAAGAAGAAGAAUACGCCAAUAGUUUCAUCGAUGCCUUCCGUACUAAAGAUUGAUUCAAUGUCUACAACAACGACGAUAACCACACCAUCGAUAGCAACAACAGCAACAACACCGUCGCCGACCACUACCGCCAACACCACCACUACUACUACUACUACUAGUAUAUCGACCACUUGUAGCGAUUCGGGUGCUUAUUAUACUACAAGCAGUAGCGGAUCCAAUGCAUCCAAUAGUAGUUCAUCGACUAAUAAUAAUAAUAAUAAUAAUAAUAAUAAUAAUGCUAUUAGUUAUGCCAUUAAUAAUAAAAAUACUAAUAAUAAGACAACAAUAUUAACAACAAAAAAGUAAUGCCAUUCCUGUAUAUUAUAUGUAAAGCUUAAGACAAAAAACAACACUUUUAUUACAAUAAUUAUUAUUAUAAUUAUCACUCGUAUUGUAAAUACAUUUAUAAUUAUUAUUACUAUAUUUUUUAGUACAAUGUUUUUAUUAUUAUUAUUAUUAUUGAUGAAAGCCUUACAACAACAACAAAAUUGAAGCUUUUUUUUAAUUAAUUAAUUUAUUGAUUGUUCAUAAAAUUGUUUGAUUUUUAUUUCUGGUCAAAACUUAAUGCCUUUUUUUAUUUUCUACACAAAAAACUAGUUGUCAUUUAAUUUUUUUUUAAUUAUUAUUAUUA